Molecule: messenger RNA, 825 nt
Organism: Camelina sativa (false flax)
Lineage: Eukaryota; Viridiplantae; Streptophyta; Magnoliopsida; Brassicales; Brassicaceae
Source: RefSeq, a predicted model, not a curated record
AUGAUCUCUGAUCUUCCAAACGAUUUGGAAUCCGAAAUACUCUCUAGGGUUCCUACCAAGUCUCUAGCGAAAUUGCAAACUACUUGCAACACUAGACUUGUAGUUUGGAACCCCUGUACAGGUCAAACUCGACGGAUCAAACCAAGAACUCGUUACCGGUGUGAUGAUUAUUAUGCUCUAGGAUACGUAAACAGCAAGUCUUCUGGCCGUAGCUUCAAAAUCUUGAGGUCUUGCAGUUAUGAAAACGACAAGGAACAACGGGUUGAUGAGUUUGAGAUCUAUGAGUUUAGCUCUGAUUCUUGGAGGGUUCUUGAUUACUUCACCCGUGACUAUGACGUAUUUUGCGGCGGCAUGUCUUUAAAAGGAAAUACUUACUGGGUUGCUGGAGAUAAACAAACCGGCCUUUUCAUGUUGUAUUUUGAUUUCACAACCGAGAGCUUUGGGCGUUUUCCUCUUCCGUUUCAGAGUAAUAAUCUUGAAGAUACCGCGGCUCUAUCAGUUGUUAAGGAAGAAAAACUCUCGGUGUUACAUCAAAACAUUCUUGACUUUUCUAAUGUGAUGACGAUAUGUGUGACCAACAAGAUUGGUGAGGGCAUAGAGUUGUCGUGGAGCAACUUCGUCUUAACAGUGGAUUAUGAUAGAUUUAAUUUAGAAAGUGUGGUGAAUGUGACAAGCUUCUUGUUGGACGAGGAGAAUAAAGUAGCAGUGUGUUCUGAUGCUGACAUGGAUGAUGGAUAUAUGACCAGAAUCUACCCACUUUCACAUCUUGGAGAACCAUACCUUCAAAUGAUUGAUCUCCGAUUCUUAAGAUUUGAACUCAUUUAA